CAUCGUGCAGCUGGGAUGCGCUUCCCCUGCAAUGUCCUCCGGAAUCAAUCAGCGACGUGAGCUUAGCGUCACACUCUGCAUUUGAUCGAUUAUGCACAGGAACAAACAAUCAACAGAUGCAGAAGCAAAGAAUCGCAGCAGGGAGGAAUUGCAGCAGCAGAAAAUUCUCAACCGAUAUCUGUCCUAUACGCAGUGAAUGUUCACCGCCUUAAGCUUUUGUCACGCACUGCGCGAGUUUCGCGAGUUCAUUUCAAGGAUAGAUGAUGAAGAUGUAGAGAUAUGUCGAGGUAGUGGGAUUCUGGAGUUGGGUUUGAAGAGCCUUUUAGGUUUUUUAGGAUUUUUGAAGAGAGGGUGGGGGGAAGAGUUGUGUCGAUGAGGAUGAGGACGUGAGAGCCUGACGUGGUGAAGCAGAAGGAAUGGGGCAGUGGUGGCUGCUCGGGGUGUACCUCAGUCUCUGCCCCUUGCUUCUCACGGUGCUCUUGUGUGGAGAUCGCCCCAUUUUCAAAGGGACGUUUGUGGAACGGACGCAUGAUUUUCUCACCGGCGGUGCUUGUGAUUGUUGCGUGAGAUUGGUAGGUGUAUGUUUUGGUCAAAGGGGUAAGAAUGCUUGUGCUGCAGCGGAGACCUACUGCUGUGAUAAACCAAAUCCUGCUUUACAGUUAUUUUAUUUGAGCAUUCUUGGCGGUUGCUAUUUCACGCUAACGUGGACCUCACUGCAAUAUAUUCCCGGUCUUUACAUAUCUUUUUACCACAGAUAUACAGGUCCAGUUGCUGCGUGUUUUGGUCUUUGCUUGUUCCUUCUUACGAGCUUUACAGAUUCUGGGACAAUUGAUAAGUCCACAGUGCAGUCCCACCUGGGGGUGUACCCUUUCGAUGGUGUUCUCUAUGAGGAGAAAACCUGCUCUACCUGCAAAAUCAUUCGGCCUGCAAGAUCGAAGCAUUGUAGCAUCUGCAACAAAUGCGUGGCUCGUUUUGAUCACCAUUGUGCCUGGAUGAAUAACUGCAUUGGUGAAGGCAAUCUGCGAUAUUUUUUGUCGUUUCUUGGCUGGCAUGUUUUGCUAUGUUGGUAUGGGGCUUGGGUGCUCGUUAUGAUUCUAGCGGGUCAUGUUGAAGAGCGAAAUGUUAUUCGAGCAAUAAGAUGGUACAUUGGUCGGCCUGCAACAUUCCAUGACAUAUAUCCGCAUGUCUUUCAGUGGUUGUUGGCUUAUUAUUCAACACAAGUAAUGCUGGUGAUAUUUUUGCUGGUGAUAUCCUUGCUACUUAUGGGAUUUUUUGGUUAUCAUCUGUCCCUUGUGGCAUACAACACAACCACAAACGAGACAUACAAGUGGGAUAGACUUAAACGGUAUGCCGAAGUAGAAGCGACAAAGCAGGCUAGUGAAGCCAAAGAUAUCCCAUCUGCGGAGCAAAGGCAGCAGUCACAGGGCAAAUGUGGGUGGUUACGUUGUAUGAGUUGUUGGGGUAGUGCACCCAAAUUAGAAGAGAGGAAUAUAUAUGAUAGAGGUAUUUGGAAGAAUGUUUUCGAGGUUCUUAAUCCUCAAGGAUUUAAACGUUCAGUCAGACGUGUAGUGAAGAAGAAGCAGUAGCUAUUUUCUACUGUGCUGUAUAAGGAUUAACAUCCAUUUGUUUUCUUGAAUUGUUCCUUGAUACA
Molecule: messenger RNA, 1651 nt
Organism: Physcomitrium patens
Lineage: Eukaryota; Viridiplantae; Streptophyta; Bryopsida; Funariales; Funariaceae
Product: protein S-acyltransferase DHHC9
Biological process (GO): peptidyl-L-cysteine S-palmitoylation; protein targeting to membrane
Cellular component (GO): endoplasmic reticulum; Golgi apparatus
Molecular function (GO): protein-cysteine S-palmitoyltransferase activity
Source: RefSeq, a predicted model, not a curated record